GUGAGCGCAAUGUAAACGCUCAACACUGGCGCGCUCUUCACUUAACAGUUUCGCUCUCGCUCUCUCGCUCGCUUGCUCGCACUCCAGCUAAAUAAACCAAUAAGAGCAACAGCCGCUGCCACUGGACUCGCUGCAGACCGAACAGCAGCAGCAGCAGCAGCAACAACAGCAAGACCGUGCAGAGAACGUGAGAGCGCAAAAGAGCGGCUGGCGCAGUGGCUGCUUCGGCUGCCGAUUGGAAUUUUUGGUGCAUAACAGCGCCAUAACAGCGCUCGAACAGAAGCAAAAACAACACCGAGCAAGGCGGACGUGUGUGCGCAUAUUGUUGAUAAAUUUUUAGAAUUUCUGUGUAUGAGAGCUAAACGCAGCAACAACAAACGCUUUCACAACCUAUUCAAAAUAAAUAUACGCGAGCAGAAAUUUUCUAAUAAAUACAGCAAAUUCAAUAAAUAGUGUGAAGUUUAUAAAUCGUGCAGAGUUGCCUUGCCCGUAGUAUUAAAAAAAAAUAAAGAAACAAACAAAACAAGUGUUGAGUAAUAUACGUAAAACGAAACAACAACGCAAUUAGAAAAAGGAAGAAAAUAAAAAACAGUUAGGAAUAUAUGCAUUAAAUUAUGCAACAUUAAUAACCAAUUCAAGAAGCAGCACAGCAACAUUUUCUAAAAAUCGCGCGCGUUUCAACAGCAACAGCAGCAACAACAACAACAAACAGCUGUCAACAAAAUAAUAGAAUUUUGUGCGUGUGUGCGUGUGUGUGUUUUUAUCAACAACAAAGCAAAGCAGCGCGACUUUUUCUCCGUCUUGUUGUUGCUGCCUGUCAAUUUUUGACAUCUCACGUGUGUGUGCGUGUGUGCGUGUGCCUCUCGCUCUCGCUCCGUGCGUGUGUCUCGCUUCAGUUUGUCUUUAGUGUCAGUGGAAGAGAAAGAAAACGAAUAGUUCGAGUGUCUUGCCGUGUCUUACAAAAUUGUGUCUCAAGCUUUGCGCAGCGCUUCAUGCCGGCAUUUUAAUGACGUCACGUCAGCCAGCGCAGUAACAGCAGCAACAACGAAAGCAACAACAACAACUGCAAAGUCAGCAAAACCGCAAGCAAGAAAAAUAAUAUAAAGAGAAAGAAAAAAAAGCCCAAAAACGCGUUUCUUCUGCUGUCGCCCUCUCUCUGCCCCGCUGCUUCGCGCUCUCCCCCUCCAGGCUGCUGUCCGCGUGCAAAAUAAGCUCAAAAAUUAUAAUAACAACGCAUAAUGUAAAAUCAGCGUAUGCUCAAUAAAGAAAAGCUUACACGAAAAAAAAAAAUAAAAACCAAAACAAAGCAAGGCAAAAAAAGCUGCUAAACUUACAAACAAUAAUCAAGUUAAAGCAUAUUUAUAUAUAAACGUUUGUUCGAAUCAAAAUUAAACUAUACAACUGUUAGCCAAGAUAGGCUUCAAGUACCCCAAGCUAUCAGCCAUCCCCAAGCUUUGUAAACAGAUAAAAAAAGCAAGUGUAAACGCUACAACAAGAACUCAUACAAAACGCUACCAUCUAUGCUAAAUAUAUAUAAAUAUAUGUAUACCUUAUAUAUAUAGGUGCUGAUCUGUGCUAAGAGCUGUUUAUCUAAAAAACAAAACAAAAAAAACCCAAACAAAGCCAACGUCAUAAACGUAAAACGCGCAACAUUUCUAGUCGCCAGCUAAGCUAUCUAUAUAGUCUCCCCAGCUAAAAACUAUAUAUUUCUAUAAUAUAUAUAUAUAUAUAUAUAUAUCUAGAAUACCUAUAUAUAUAUAUAUUAUAAUACUGAAAAGUUGCCGCUACGAUGGCCAACGUUGUGAAUAUGAACAGCCUGCUGAAUGGCAAGGACUCGCGCUGGUUGCAGCUGGAGGUGUGCCGCGAGUUUCAGCGCAACAAAUGCUCGCGCCAGGAUACGGAGUGCAAGUUCGCCCAUCCGCCGGCCAAUGUGGAGGUGCAGAACGGCAAGGUUACCGCUUGCUAUGACAGUAUCAAGGGACGCUGUAAUCGUGAUAAACCGCCGUGCAAAUAUUUUCAUCCACCACAGCAUUUGAAGGAUCAGCUGUUGAUAAACGGACGCAAUCAUCUGGCCCUAAAGAAUGCACUGAUGCAACAAAUGGGCAUUGCGCCCGGCCCGCCGGUCAUAUCGGGCCAAGUGCCAGCCGUGGCUACAAAUCCCUACUUGACUGGCAUACCAGCCAACACAUACAGUCCUUACUAUGCCGGACACUUAGUGCCUACUUUGCUGGGACAUGAUCCGACGGGCGUUGCCUCACAGCUGGGUACGGUGGUGCCACAGACCGUUCAGGUGGCACAACAGAAAAUUCCACGCUCCGACAGAUUAGAGAGCUCACCUCUUGCGGCACACCAACAACUCAAUCAGCAUCAGCAACAACAACAACAACAACAGCAACAGCUGCAGAACCACCUCCACAACAACAACACCAUCCCAACGGCCGGCGGCGUCGCUGCUGGCGCAACAACAACACCAACAGCAACAACAACAACAAACAACGCUGCCGCUGCCGCUGCUGCUGCCGCCGCCGCCGCCGCCGCUGCCGCUGCUGUCAUGGGUCAUCACACACUGGAAGUAGGCAAGAAGCGGGCAGCGGAUCCUGAAAUGUUUCCACUGCAAUUCUCUGGCAUGGUACCGUUCAAACGUCCAGCUGCCGAAAAGUCUGGCAUUCCAGUGUAUCAACCCGGUGCGACAACCUAUCAACCAUUAAUGCAGCCCUACGUGCCAGUGUCAUCAAACACUAAAAUGCCACCUCUUAAUGCUUCCUGUGUUAUCUACACCGAUGCCAGCGGACAGUUACUGGACACCCUCCCGGUGUGCCAAGAUUUUAAUAGAUCUAUGUGCAGUCGGUUAAAUUGUAGAUUCGUUCAUUUAACUGAAGAUGACAAGGUCGAGGUGAUUGAUCAACGUGUUGCUGUCUGUCGGGAUCAUGCCAAUAGCCAGUGCCGUCGUAAACAGUGUAAAUACUAUCAUAUACCGAUUGUCUUGCCACCGGCCAAUAUAAUGGCCGCCAUGAUCACCAAUCCCAGUGAGCAGCAGGCGGCUGCUGGCAGUGUGGUGGCAACAACAACGGCAGCAGCAGUUGCUGCUGGCUAUAACAACAGCAACAACAAUUUGAUCAUCAUUGAGCCGCAUCAGCAGCAACAGCAGCUGCAGCAGCAGCAACAACAACAGCCGCAGCAGCAAUACAGUUAUCAUACCAACACCAACUACUAUCACAGCAACACAAAUAAAGCAGCAGCAGCAGCAGCCACACACCACGCCAGCAACAUGUAUCAGCAACAUCAUCAUCAGCAGCAACAGCAGCAACAACAACAGCAUAUUACUUACCACUGCAGCUCACCGUACUCCCCCUCUUCGGCCUCCUCAUCAUCCUCCUGUUCCAUAGCCACAUCUCCCACACUAUCGUCGGCCACCACGCUGUCCACUACAUCGACGGCAACAAUGCCCACACCGCAGCAACAAUACGCUGCUGCUGCUGCUGCGGCACCGACAGCGGCAUUUCUCAAGGCGCCUGCCUACUAUACCGAUGCCACGCCUACUCUGGUGCUAAGCAGCGAUUACAAUUCCAACUGUAUACCCAUUCAGGCAGCGCCCUUCAUCUCGCUGCCGCAGCAACAUGUCCUCAAGUACACGACGCCGCAGCAGCACCAACAGCAGCAACAUCACAGCCUGAUACACCAUCAGCAACACGCGUAUGUGGGUCAUCAUUAUCCGGUGGUGGCCACCACAGUGGCUGCUCUGCCGGCCACCACAAUCACCGUUACGCCGGCCACAAUAGCCGCGCCCUCAUCAUGCAUCUAAACAAGCACACGCACACACACACACACACACACACACACACACACACACACACACACACACACACACACGCAUUAACACCAACACACAGUAAAAUAAAAUCGAAUAAAAUUUUGAUGCAAAUUAAAGGUUGAUAUGAACUAUUUACAAGAGCAACAAACAUUAUGAGGAAAUAUAAAAAAAAUAAUAAAACUAAAAAAUAUAAAAUAUAUAUAUUGAGAAAUUUACAUAACUUUUUCGUACGUAUAGCAAGACUUUAACGUAAGCAUCAGAUUUACACACAAUCGACAUACAUAAAGAGAAAACAUUGAGUGACAACUCUACAAUAUUAGAAAACCCACAAAAAAAUAAAAGAAAAUUACAAAAAAAAAAUGUUUAGUGUUGUUAAAUGAGAAACAGAAAAAUUUAGCAAUUAAAAUAAUUGAAAUUGAUAAAAAAAAUAAAUAAAAAAAAUAAAUAAAUAGUUAUACCAAAAUGGGAAAAGCGCAGUUGCAUUAAAAUUAGUUACAAACUAUUUUAAACUCUAGUGUUCCAUAUUUCAAUGCAAAUACAAAUAAAAUAUAAAUAAAUAUUAUUAUAACAAUUAAAGUAAACAUUUAGUAAGGAGUGUUAAUAAUAUAGCUGUCGAUAAGCCUAAUGAAAAGUCUACAACAAAUUACAUUGAAAAUAGUCAAAAUUAAUCAAAACGAGUAAACAUUCAUAGGCCAUGAUUAAGCAGCAACAACAAAUACGAGUAUGUUAAAACAACAACAACAAAAACAACAACAACAAACAACAAAAAUAAAUUAUAAAAAAUAUAUAAGUACAGUCACGUCCUAUUUUUGCAACAACGAUUUACUACCAAACAAAAACGAAAAGCAGAUGAAGAGAAAGAAAUGCGCAAGGCAAACAAUUUCAAAGGAUUUUUUUAAAAAUACAAAAGAAAACCAUAUUCCUUUUUUUACAUUUUA
Messenger RNA from Drosophila novamexicana, 4749 nucleotides. RefSeq names its product protein muscleblind (gene mbl). Lineage: Eukaryota; Metazoa; Arthropoda; Insecta; Diptera; Drosophilidae. The transcript is spliced from 9 exons. The record is from RefSeq and is a predicted model, not a curated record. The coding region runs from base 1790 to 3802 and encodes 670 amino acids. Gene Ontology annotation, molecular function: metal ion binding.